AGAAUUGGUGGUGGUGGAGGGGGUGCACAAACCAUAUCCUACUCUUGGUGGCACAGUCUCGCAAGAAGGUGGGAUCGAGUCAGACUGUCUGGAUGGAGAAACAAGGAGGAGUAGCAGCUCAGGGAGAUCUAGACAAAAGUGGACGGACUCCAGAGAAAACAAUAGUGUGCCGGCAUUCAGCUCCUACAGAAUCACAUUUUGCCCUUGUGGAUGCAGAGGAUGGAAUCCCAAUCUCCACAUCAGGACUGCUCCAAGUGGCGGAGAGGAGGCAGCCUCUCAGCAGCGUCUCAUCCCUGGAGGUACACUUUGAUCUAAUGGAUCUGACAGAGCUCACAGACAUGUCGGACCAGGAACUAGCUGAGGUGUUUGCUGACUCGGAUGAAGAGAACCCACCACAUGACUCACCUCCAGAUCUAAACCAGCCACUGACGCAUCUGACUAUUCCUCGUGGAGCACAUUUAAAAUCUCCCUCAUGGACGAGAGCCAAGGGCGAACUGGGACGUGAAAAGAAACACUUAAGUGAGCCUGACACUGUCUUAGAGAUGCCAGACCAUUUUCACACAGUUGAAAGACUCACAAAACCUUAGGAAAGAAAAACAGAGUGUGCAGCUUGCCUCAGUAAGGAAGCAAAGCUAAAAUGGUGCAAUAGUACUGCUCUACCUUUCAUUCAUAUCUCUCUGACCCAUUCUCAAUUUAUUUGGUUCGUAAUUAAACCGAAAAGAACAUUCGUCUGUUGCAUUCA
Molecule: messenger RNA, 742 nt
Organism: Callorhinchus milii (elephant shark)
Lineage: Eukaryota; Metazoa; Chordata; Chondrichthyes; Chimaeriformes; Callorhinchidae
Gene: dbndd1
Product: dysbindin domain containing 1
Exons: 5
Coding region: 93-587 (164 amino acids)
Biological process (GO): negative regulation of protein kinase activity
Cellular component (GO): cytoplasm
Source: RefSeq, a predicted model, not a curated record